GGUGCCCGAGAAGUACUCGAAGAUGUACCCGGAUGUAAUGAACGAGGGACGAAAGACUUAUUGUGGCAUGGUGUCUGCUCUGGAUGAAAGCGUUGGCAACGUCACCGCGGCGUUGACGAACCGCGGCAUGAUGGACAACACCCUCAUACUGUUCUUAUCUGACAAUGGACCCGACAUGCCCUUCCAUGGCAACAGCUUCCCUCUAAGGGGAGGCAAGCUUUCAAUCUGGGAGGGUGGUCACAGAUCGGUCAGUUUCCUGCACGGUGUGGGGCUGCAGAGGACGGGGGUCACGUAUGACGGGUUGGUACACGUCGUGGACUGGCGGCCGACCCUGCUGGGGGCGGCGACGGGAGGGAGAGGAACGCCAGAAGCUGACAUAGACGGGAUAAAUCUCUGGGAGAACAUUCGGACAGGGUCGCCUUCCCUGAGAACAGAGUUUGUCUACAAUCUGGACGAUGUUCAUGCCGAUUUCUUCAACGCUGGUACCGCCGCGAUAAGAGAUGGCGACUACAAACUCAUCCUCGGCUAUACAGGGUCCUAUAACGACUGGUACAGACCUCAAAAUACCACAGAGGAUGAACCACUGCAUGUCGGGAGCUACGUUGUCGGAGACCUUCCAGAGCAGCUGUAUAACCUGAGAGAUGACCCGACAGAGAGUAGGAACAUAGCACUGCAGGAACCCGAGAUGGUCGCUAAGAUGAAACUGAAGAUCAACCAGUACCGUAAAAUGAUGGUACCUGCACAAAAGAGACAAUGCUCAUUACUGGCUGUGCCAUCUCUACAUGGCGGUGUGUGGUCUCCAGGCUGGUGCUGAGAGCCUCGUUUCCCCUUAAAUGUGCUGGUGUCUUCCGAUGUCUCGUAGCGUAUUGAUGUCUUGAUCUCGCUGUCCCCUUAGAGCCCCCUGAUGCCCUUAACUAUCCCAUAAUAGCCGCUGGCGCCGCUCGCUAGCCCAUGGUGGCCCCUAAUGUCGAUUACUAGCCCCUAAUGGCCGUCACAAGCACAUCAUAGCCCCUGAUAUUCCUUUCUAGCCCAUAAUGACCCCUAAUAUCCCUUAGUGGUCAGUGGUGGCCCCUUGGUGUCCCGUACUGGUU
Molecule: messenger RNA, 1091 nt
Organism: Haliotis rubra (blacklip abalone)
Lineage: Eukaryota; Metazoa; Mollusca; Gastropoda; Lepetellida; Haliotidae
Product: arylsulfatase B-like
Exons: 7
Coding region: 23-814 (263 amino acids)
Source: RefSeq, a predicted model, not a curated record